UCCGAGAUGUGACGUUUUCCAGGAACAUGGCGGUUUGGAGGUGCGGUGUUUCUUGAUAGGGUUUUUUGCUUUUUGAUAAGUGAUCUUUAGCUGUGAAUAUUUUAAUGUUCUAAAGACAUACAGUACUAGUACGAUGGGCCGGGAAAGGUAAUCGACCGAUUUGUCUGUAUGGACAGACGAAACGAGCUGUUUGCUGUCGUCAGCUAAAACUGUUAGCAUUUACAUGCUAAUCGAAGCUAGCAGGCUCGGCGCUGAAAAGCCAAAAGAAAUGCUCGUUUGUGAAAUAAAUCACGCUAUCAAUGAUUAAAGCACUUUCGUCGACGUUAGCUUGGACAUUUGUAGACUAGGACGACGAUUCUGACCGGCUAAUGUUGAGUUAGCUGAGCUCGGAGGAUGGAGAGCCGACAUGGAUUUGUCUUGUUAUUAGCCGCUGGGCUUUUUCUGUCGGCGUGUGAAGCUGCUCCUGUUCACGAUCCUCACAGACCAGGUGGAAACAGAAAGGAAACCUUGUCGGCCUCUCUCUACCCGUCCUUACUGGUGUCAGUCACAGCACUUGUGGUCUUGGUGGUGCUGGUGGUGAACUGUGUGACCUGCUGCAAGGAAAGAGAGAUCAACUUCAAGGAGUUUGAGGACCACUUUGAUGAUGAGAUCGACUUCACUCCGCCAGCAGAGGACACACCCUCUAUGCAGUCCCCAGCCGAGGUGUACACUGUUGCCGUGUCCCCUGUGGCCCUGCCUGGACCACUACAUCUGCAGCCUCCUGCCAAUAUUACAGAGGGAUCCUCAGGCUUCCAAGUGGCACGCAACACUCUCAGUUACAUUCACGAGAUUGGCAACGGCUGGUUUGGCCAGGUAGGAUUUCCCCCCCUCCUCCAUUUCACUGGUAGGUGUUUCUGGCUUGGAUUGUGUUUGCAGGGGGAUUUGCGGGGUUAUGUGUCUAAGCAGGACUGGAUGCUCAGAAAUUCUGAAUUGUUGCUGCUGCAGAGGAUGGCCUGUGAAAUCGCUGCUGGUGUCACUCACCUUCAUAAACACAAUUUCUUGCACAGUGAUUUGGCUCUGAGGAAUUGUUACCUGACUGCGGACCUUACCGUCAAAGUUGGAGACUACGGAAUUGGACCCUACAGAUACAAAGAGGAUUACAUCAUCACAGAAGAUGAUAUAUUUGCACCCCUUCGCUGGUUGGCACCGGAGCUGGUGGGCGAGCGCCAUGGAGGUGUAAUUACUAUGGAGCAGACCAAACCUAGCAAUGUGUGGGCCUUGGGGGUUACAUUGUGGGAGCUCUUUGAAAAUGCUGCUCAGCCUUACCCACAUCUGUCUGAUAGAGAGGUUCUCAACCACGUUAUCAAGGAGCAACAAAUUAAACUUUUUAAGCCACAACUGGAACUUCCCUACUCUGACAGAUGGUAUGAGGUGCUACAGUUCUGCUGGCUGUCCCCAGACAAGCGGGCCACAGCUGAAGAAGUACACCGCUUGCUCAUCUACCUGCGAAUGCAAGGACAGAAAGACAUGGAGGAAGAUUUUGAACAGCGUUGGGAUGCUCUCAAGCCCAACCCUUCCACAAGGCAGACCACUGUUAGCCACUCCUCUUUCCCAAUUUUAGAACAGUUUGCAGAUGAUGCCCUGCGGCAAGAGAUCGAUGAAGUUCUUACAGUCACUGAAACUAGCAAAGGUCUUAGCUUUGAAUAUGUUUGGGAAGCGGCCAAACAAGAUCACUAUGACGGCAGCCACGGCCGCUCAGGCAUGGAUUCAACAUUGAACUACCACAGCAUGUUCUUCCCAGUUUCCACUGAAGACAUCCAGGCACAUUUUCCAGACCCUUUGGUCAGAACAGCUGGUAUAGAAGCUGCUAAUACACCUUCAGGAGUUCCUGGGAUUUUGCCAGUGUUAGAUGCUCAGAAGCCAACAAAUGACAGUGAGUACUACAUACAACUAGAAGAGAAAGGAGAGAAUGCUGUUGGAGAAAAUGAGAAUAGGAUACAAAAAUUGGAUUCAAGUGGCCAAGAAUUUGUUGUCCUCCAAGAUGUCCAUCUCGAUGAGUCAAGCACAGAUGCAGAUUUUUUCCACCAAAGCAUUGAUUCAAAGGAUUCCUUUCUACCAGAUAGCCACAUUUGGUCAUCACUAGAAAAUGACAGCCCGUACCACACCAACAUUUUCACAGAGGGGGAGUCCAAACAAGAGGACUCUCCAUUAUGGAGACAAAGCUUUAUGGAGCUUCCAGAACGCAACGGGAACUCUUUCCAUGAAGGUGCCUCAUUAGAUGUUCAGGGUGUUGAAGCAGAUAAAGGAUUAGUGGAUUCUUUUUUAGGGGAUUGUCCAGGAGCCACUCACCUGCAGGUCUCUGUGGAAGGGGAGAACUCAGAUGUGAUGAGGCUUCUGGACAGCAAGAAACUAGCCGACAACUUGAAUUUUUUGAAUGAGCAGUGUCUGUUAAAUGAUGGAUCUGGUUCAUCCCGUCCUCACCAGAGUUUCCUUUCACCUGGUGUAGCUCACGAACCAGAGGAAACAUUCAAAAUGAGUUCUUGGGACAACUUUGAAACUUCUGGCAGCUUAAAUGAAGCAGUAACUUUUGUAAAGCCCAUAAUAAGUAGCACAUCCUUCCAACAGGAACUUUUAGAUUCUUCAAAUAUCAGCUUGGAGGUCUUUACUCAGUCUCUGGCAGAAAAUGAAACACUGGUGCCUUCCAUUACAGUGGUCACAGAAGAUUACUCAAGCAACCAACUGCUGGUUAAAACUAAUUCUUCCACUGAAGACCUCGGUCUACUGCAUUCUUCGGACAGAGGUACAGACUCUGGUUUUGAUUCUACCUCAGAGAGGUUUGAGAUUAUUCAUCAAAUUGAUAGAAACACUUCUGCAUUCUCUGAAAGUGCCAGUAUGGACUCGUUGUGCACAGUUGCCAAAAUUCCCAGUUUGGGAGAUGAUUCUGGUGCAUCAAACACCAGUGUCCAGCCCACAGGAAGUAAAAUGACUGAUAACCUGGAAGUCUACCCGUUGUCCCUGGACGUUGACAUUAAUGAAGACUUGACAAACAAUGAUCUGUUGACUGAUUUAUUUGAGGAGGCAGAUGUAGAACUAGAAACCACUCUUUCUGACCAUGAAGAAUCCUUUAUCGAUACUAAUGGUUGUCCUCUUACCAAAUCUUCCCUUCUUGUUUCUGGGCCAUCUCUGGAUCAGAUCAGCCAGGACAGCCUAUUGGAAGACAGCAUGUCCACCACUCUAACAACUGUAGAUAACUCGGCUGAGACACCAGACUCUAUAGACUCUCUUGACAUCCAUAGGCUGGGAGAACAAGUUGAAGAGCUGAAAACUCAAAUUGUGCACGACAGACUUCAGCCCCCCUACAAGAUAUCAGACAGCGGAUAUGAAACUGAGAACCUGGAGUCUCCGGAGUGGAAUUCUCAGCCCAGUGUUGAGGACAGUUCCCCAGUGAAAAAUGGCAUGACUGUUGCUAAAGAAAAACAAGAGACCGGAGAGUUGACAGCAUCUACAAAUUUGGUUCCACCAGAAAUAAUCAUAUCGGAAGUAGAGGGUGCACUGGUUUUUCUGAAUGAGGACCCCAUUGAGGGUGAGCAGUCAGAUCAAGUAGUUCCUGCUGAUGAAGCACUCACAAGCGGCAAUUACAGAGACUCUGCAUACUUCUCAGACAACGAAUCAGAGCCUGAAAAGAAGUCUGAAGAAACCACUACUGCUGUUGAGGCUGUAUGGAUGAGAAGCUCCACUGAUCCAUUCAGCUGUGAUGUUAGUGAGCCGUCACAGGAUUUUAGUGUCAAUGUAGUUGAAACACAUGAGCAAGAAUCUUCACAAACUGCUGAAUCACAAGCUGCUGUUGUAGAGAUGCCUGUUCAUGUGGUAGAAACAUUGCCAGAAGCAGAUGUAGUUACUAUGGAGAACUGCAAAAUAGAGGUGAAACAGUGCAAUAGUGGUCACAGCGAGGAGGAAAAUAAAUGGGAUCUUUCCAGCAUUGGAACGUCUCCUGAACAACCAGUGUGCCAAACCUCACCCCAAGAUUUGGACCCUUCAAAGGCCCUCUCUUCAAAGGUGUUGCCAGAGAGCACACUUCAUGCAAAACUAACCAGGACCUAUGCCAGUGACUGUCUUCUUAAAAUUAAAGAACCAGACAUGGAGGGACGAUACCUGGGGAGGCGGGAUGCCUCUGUUAUAGAUCGGCAGGAGGAUGGCAUGGAUGCAGAUGAGGAGGACGAGAACAGCGAUGACUCGGAUGAUGACCUUUGUGGGUAUCAUCUGCACAGCAGCUCCGACAGCGAGGAUGACGUCGUUCAUGGGGUGCCGCUUAUUAUCUCAGACGACAGCAAAGCAAACAACCUGAAGAGCUUGUUGAAACCCACCACUCUGAACAUAGAUGCGUCAUCUCCAUUUCCUGUGAGGUCCAAUGCCGAUAACUCCACAAGAGCAGUGUCCUUCUUUGAUGAUGUCACUGUCUACCUGUUUGACCAGGAGACUCCCACAAAGGAACUAGGUGACCACUCCUCAGGGUCCAACAGCCAGGCACCAGAGCUCAGCAGCACAGUACCUGCUGCUAGCUACCUGAACCGAUUCACUAACUCUGAAAGCUCCACAGAUGAAGAAGGCGGUGGCUUUGAGUGGGACGAUGACUUCUCCUCGCAUACGCCUGCCUUCCUGCCCAGCACAGAUACAGACCUACUGUCUAAGGCCAAGUCCUCGUCUGCGGUGUCUUCUUUUUCGUCUCCACCCUCUACAGUUGGGCACGUGCUGGAGUCUAGUUGGGCUGGCUCCUCAAACUACUCCCGUUUCUCCAUCUCACCGGCCAGCAUUGCAAGCUUCUCCCUCACACAUCUUACAGAUUCUGACAUUGAACAAGGAGGAAGCGGUGAAGAUGGCGAGAAAGACUAGCGUGAUUCUUCACACCCCACUGAGAAAAGAACGAGCAUCCAAAGGGUUCAGGAGCAGCUGCGUGGAUGUUUCCUCUCAGGCACAACUGUUUAUCUUUAUACAGAGGAUGGCCAUGAGAACAAUGGCUAACGGCAAACAUGGCGGCACAGUCCCCCAUGUGAACCGCUUCACCAGCUACGUUAAUGCCCACUGGCGGGGGGAGGAAUCAGUGGGCCUAGCUUCUUAAUGAUCGCUUUAAAGACUUACAAAGCUCAUUCCAGGCGUUUUGCUUUUUCUGUGCAAUCAUUUAUCGGCACCAAAAACAAACUUUCUCAUUCUGCAGUCAUUGAACUCGCCGCAGCAGCUUGGCCAGCUUUUUUUUUUUUUUUUUUUUUUUUUUUUACUUUUUGCUAAUCAAAUGCAGAAGAUCUCAAGAAUAAUGUGCGAUGAUGACGAUUUGUUGCCUUUCUUUUUGUGUUUGUUUUUAUAUCUUUCUGGGUGUUUCUUCUGUAGCAUUUAAAUGGGAAGGAUUGAAUCAUAGGAAGUUCCAUCCAGGCAUAGGAUGACUGGACCUCAGCGAAUAAUCCACUCAUCUGUAGAGAUGACACGCUGUUUGUUCCUUCAUUUAUCAAAGGAACAUUAACAGGAAGUAGUGUCAUAUUUUGAGACAUUUUGUCAGUAUGGAUGGUUGGCAGCUCGAUCCUUCCAGGUGUUGGUCCACCUUGAAAGACGAGCAAGUGGAAAGCUCGGGUUUUAUAAAGCCUCAGUUCGUGCUUCAACGUGUAGAUAAAGGUGUUCUUUGUCUUCUGGCGG
This is a messenger RNA of Thalassophryne amazonica, 5661 nucleotides long. RefSeq names its product lemur tyrosine kinase 2 (gene lmtk2). The record is from RefSeq and is a predicted model, not a curated record. Bases 394 to 4869 code for a protein of 1491 amino acids. Lineage: Eukaryota; Metazoa; Chordata; Actinopteri; Batrachoidiformes; Batrachoididae. Gene Ontology annotation, molecular function: protein kinase activity; ATP binding. Gene Ontology annotation, biological process: protein phosphorylation. The transcript has 12 exons.